Messenger RNA from Thamnophis elegans (Western terrestrial garter snake), 948 nucleotides. Its product is annotated as vegetative cell wall protein gp1-like. The transcript has 3 exons. NCBI's taxonomy places the organism in Eukaryota, Metazoa, Chordata, Lepidosauria, Squamata, Natricidae. The record is from RefSeq and is a predicted model, not a curated record. Bases 1 to 948 code for a protein of 315 amino acids.
AUGGAAGACGUGGACAGAGUGAAACACGAAGCCCAGCCACCAUCUAAGAAGCCACAGCCAGCCCCUGAGGAACCAGAGGCACCCCCUGAGAAGCCACAGCCAGCCCCACAGCAACCACAGCCAGCCCCACAGCAACCACAGCCAGCCGCUCAGAAGCCACAGCCUGCCACUCCUGCUGUACCUGCAGGAAGCGGGCCUACUGCCCCCGCUCAGCCAAAACCGCCAGCUAAACCAAAAGCUCCCGAACCAGAACCAAGCAUAUGGGAAAAGAUAUUCCCGUGCCUAAAGAAAAAGAAGCCGCCACCAAAAGAACCUUUGGAGAAGCAUUUAGUGGCCGUUGCCCCUCCCCCGAAAGGGCCGUACGAGAAAACGUCUUUCAUGGUGGGUGACACGCGUUGUAUCUCAACGGUGCCUUCGCCCCCCAUGCCUGAGGAGCCUAAAAAGAAACCGCCAAGCAGGAAGAAAAGGGAGAAAAGGAAGACUUCCUCUGCCCAUGUCUCGGUGCCCAAGACGGUUUUCUCCAUCUUUGAUCCUGCCAAAGAACCAGCCGAGGUUUACAUCCAGGAGCCCUCCAAGUUGCCCAAAGGGAUUUUGAAAACCUCCGAGGAAAGAGUGCAGACCAGCAAAUCCGUCUCCAUCAUCUUGCCAUCGGAAAUGGACAAGGCCGAAGCGCCCCCGGAAGGGGCGGCGAAGUCUUCAAAGACCCACUUCAAAAGUCCGGAGGUCUCUCAGCCACCCUCCACCACGCCUCAGCCUACCGAGAAGAUGGCGUGUCGUUUACCAGCAGCACACUUCCAACUGGAGAUGGCGCCUUCGUACAUUCCACCCCCAAAACAUGGACGCCGUCCGCCUGCAACGACCAAAGCUGAGGGUGAAACAGAACCCGCCAAAGUAGAUAUGAGCAAACCCCCCAAACCAGGAGCCAGAGGUGCACCACUGGUGAGCUAA